AUGAUUGCUUUAACAGAAUCCUUUACGGUGUUUGGAACUAUAAAAUAUUGCGGUCAACAUUCAGCGGUUCGAUGUGGUCAUAUUUGUGGACGUUUUAGUUAUCCUGGUAUUAUGGAAGCAGCAUAUGGUAAAAAAGGAUAUUAUUUACUAUCGCUAUUACAAUUUAUGUACCCAUUUUUAGCGAUGAUUUCUUAUAAUGUGGUUGUAGGUGAUACACUAUCAAAAGUUUUAGUACGUUUUGUACCAUCAUGGGGUUCAUCAAUGGGUGCUGUUAGAUUAUUGGUGGUAUUUUUCGUUACUGUUUGUAUAGUUAUACCACUAUGUUUAUAUAAAAAUGUAUCUAGAUUGGCGAGAGCUAGCUUUAUUAGUUUAGCUUGUGUUGUGUUCAUACUAUUUGCAGUUAUAAUAAAAUUAAUUUCUGGAGAGUAUAAUGUACCUGAUACACCAGAUUCAUGGCGAUUUGCAAAUGUUGAUGUUAUUCCAGCAACAGGAAUCAUGGCUUUUGCUUUUAUGUGUCAUCAUAACACAUUUCUUGUUUAUCAAUCGAUGAGAACAGCAACACUAGAAAGAUGGGAGAAAGUCACACAUAUAUCAGUUGGAUUUGCAUGGUCUGUAGCUGCAUGUUUUGGUAUUGCUGGUUAUUCAACAUUUCGAGCAUUGUCACAAGGUGAUCUACUGGAAAAUUAUUGUUGGAAUGAUGAUUUAAUGAAUUUUUCAAGGAUACUCUUCUCAAUAUCAAUUUUAUUAACAUUUCCAAUUGAAUGUUUUGUAUCAAGAGAGAUUGUUAAAACAAUUGUUCAUAAAUUCAUACUUAAAGAAGAUAUUGAAUUUAGUCAAGUUGAUAAGGAUCCAAGUGCAGAAAAAGGUAUUGGAGAAAAAGAUGAAUAUGCAAGAUCAAUAACAUUGGCAAUUGUAUUUACUGCAUUUAUAUUAUCACCAUUAACUGAAUGUUUGGGACCAGUUUUAGAAUUAAAUGGACUUUUGGCCGCCAUUCCAUUAGCAUAUAUUUUACCAGGAUUAGCUUAUAUACAAUUGGGACCGCAUCCACUUAAAAGUAGAGAAAAAAUGCCAGCAUUAGGUUUAGUUAUAUUUGGUGGAAUUGUAACAGUAGCAGGUGCUGCUGUUCUAAUACCAGGAUUAUUAGGUGAUUGUCGUGGUGAUAUUGUUAUGGAUUAUUGUAAACAAGAUGAAGAAACAUGGAAUUCAAAAAACAUAUCAUUAUUAUUAACAACAACAACAACAAUGCGUCCAAAUUAAAAAAAUAUUCAAUAUUAUAUGUAUGUAUAUUAUAUAUGUAUAUAAUUUUAAGUCACACACCGUACUAAAUGUGGUUCAAAUCUACAUUCGUAUGUGUGCCUGUAUAUUUUAAUGAAGAAUAUUUUUUCUUUGAAUUUAAGAUUUUAUUUUAAUCUACUUAGUAUACAAUAUAACUUGUGUACCUAUACACA
Condylostylus longicornis is the source of this 1448-nucleotide messenger RNA. Its product is annotated as putative sodium-coupled neutral amino acid transporter 11. NCBI's taxonomy places the organism in Eukaryota, Metazoa, Arthropoda, Insecta, Diptera, Dolichopodidae. Gene Ontology annotation, biological process: amino acid transmembrane transport. Gene Ontology annotation, molecular function: amino acid transmembrane transporter activity. The coding region runs from base 1 to 1257 and encodes 418 amino acids. The record is from RefSeq and is a predicted model, not a curated record. The transcript is spliced from 8 exons.